AUGGACGACUCCGACGACGAAGUGGUCGAUGAAGUGGACGUCUAUAUCAACAAAUCGCUCGGCGAUAGUCUUCACGUCUUCCAGUACUGGUCCCAAACAUCACCCAUAGCUGAUCGCAACGCCGCCGACUUUGCCGUCAAAGCCAGACCUAAUCACCGCGUCUUUGAGAUCGACACCAAAUUGGACCCAAAGUGCGGUAACUUUGACGACAAAAAGUCGGAGCUCUUUGGCCGCUAUUUAGCCGCCAUUGAAGCGAAAGCCUCGACGCCGGACACGAAGAAGUCGACGGCCGCCGCCGCCAUCAGAGAUCUCGCGCCCCAACGACUGGACAAACAGACGCUGCGAUCGCUGGAAGUGCGGCCGACUCUUCAGCAGUACUGUGUGGCUGUCAUACGCGCCGACUGUCCGGAAGUGCACUUAAAUCCCAUCCAAUCCGUGGUUCAGUUCAAACCGAAACUCAAUUAUUUGGACGAAAAGCACGCGUCGGAUGUCGUGGUUGGCGGCGGCGGCGCCGGCAGUAAAUCAGCAAAAGGUGGCGCACAUACCGGCGCUGGCGAUGAAUCCGAGGCGGAGAUGUCGGCGCCCGACGAGCCGGAGGCCAACAUUCAGACAAUAACGAUGCGAUUCGCGGGCCCUGACGAGGACCGCAAGCGUAAGGCCCGGGAGAGCUCCUACGCCUACCACCAGCAGACGCUGGCCAGGGAUCCCUGGGUCGACAUCCGGUGCCACGGCGUCCGGAGUCAACUCGCGGCCGACAAUCGCAUGAAUUUGGUGUAUAAUUCGGUGGACAGCCAUCACAGCGGCGCCUCCGACGCCGACAGCCAAUCGCUAUCUAGUCUUCAAGAGUUCUUAACGCGACUCAAGUGUUCCGGCGACGAGCCCUCCAGUUCCCAGUCCUUCAGUUCCCAGUCCUCUGUCGCCACCACCAGCAGCACCGCCACCACCGACACGUCAUCCCUGUCCCGGAUCAGUGCCCUUCCAUUCGCGGAUCAGGUGCGGCACCUCCUCGUGAACGCCAAACUCCUGUCCUUCGACGAGAUAAUGGCGUUACUGAAGGGCGAGUUCGACGCCCUCUCAGUGCUCAAGAGUGUCCAGAUAUACGGGCUGUUAGUGCGCGGCCAUUGGGUCAUCAAGAGUGAGGUGCUCUACAACAAGGAUCAGUGCCAGAAGUCGGCCCACACAGGCAUUCCCAUUGACCUCCUGUGCCGGACCCGCGAUUACAUCAUAUGGCGGUUCACGCAGACCAGGGAACUGGCGAAACGGGAUCUAUUCAGCGCCGGCUGGGCUCGCAUUCCCGACUCCGAUGUCGUCCAUAUCCUCAAACAGAUCGCACGAUUCGAUCCGAAGACCAAACUCUGGAGCUUUGCGUUGGCCGACGACCACACCCUCGACGACAAGUACCCGGAAGUGGUUCAGCGGCAGCGGCUGUUGUGGUCAAACCGGUACGUGAGUCUGGAACGCGCCUACGCCUCGAACAACAACGCCACCAUUAAGUCGGAGCCCGAGGCGCCGGUAGCCGCCGCGAAAACACCGGCGCCCCGAAAGCGCCGCAAUUCACGCAAAGGGUCGACCGCUUCGAUCGCGAGCGCCGACGACCGCGAAGUGAUGGAAGUACUGGCCGUCGACCCCAACGGCGAACUGAUGUGCAGUCCGACGAAAGCGAAAAAAGAGCGCAAAUCUCCCGUUAAGACCAUUACUCGCGGCAAAAGUCCGGCCAACGCAGGUCCGACAGCCGGGUCGGCAGCUCUGGCCGCCCCUCCAGCGCUCGUCAAAGAGCGGAAGCGCUCGAAGUCACCGAAAGUGGCGGUCUUCGAGAUCAACCCGACCGCCAGUCCCUACCCGUCGGCCGACGAGUGCAAGGAUUUAGUGAAGUGUAUCCACGAGAGGCUGAGGUCCGGGUUCUGCGUGACGACCGGCGAUCUGCGGCGACACGCGAGCGACUCGACCGGCAAUAAGCUGUGGCUGAGUGUGGCCGAGGAGGUGGUGGAGCGGGCGGUGAGGGACGCGAGUGGCGUACGGGUGCACAACAAGUGGCCCCAGAAUUCCCCUCAACAGCCGCUCUACGCGUUGACCCGUUUUGGCGACCCUUUGGACGACUUUCGCGAGGCGUUGGUCGAGAUGUUCGCCGACCAGACGCGGGUUAGGGUCACGGCGUUCAUCGAGAAGGUCAGGGAUCGGCAGCUCAUGAUCACCGGUGUCGGCGCCGACAAGACCUACGAGAGCACGUGCACUAAACUACUCAAAGACUACUGUGUCCACAAGUCCAGCCUCUAUUACCUGAAGGGCACCGUUAGUCCCAAUUGA
This is a messenger RNA of Oppiella nova, 2304 nucleotides long. NCBI's taxonomy places the organism in Eukaryota, Metazoa, Arthropoda, Arachnida, Sarcoptiformes, Oppiidae. The record is from the annotation of a GenBank genome assembly.